Molecule: messenger RNA, 2740 nt
Organism: Oryzias melastigma (Indian medaka)
Lineage: Eukaryota; Metazoa; Chordata; Actinopteri; Beloniformes; Adrianichthyidae
Product: receptor-type tyrosine-protein phosphatase mu
Exons: 17
Coding region: 500-2740 (746 amino acids)
Cellular component (GO): membrane
Molecular function (GO): protein binding
Source: RefSeq, a predicted model, not a curated record
GUCAGGAUCUGCAGGGAGAACGCAGCAUCAUGGACUGUGUGACCGGCAGAGGGCAGCCCGCGUGCACUCCCCGUCUGCCGCGCGCUUCCUCUUGUUAGUACCUCAGAGUAACGGACCAGAACCGAACUCGCCAGAACCCGACAGAACCGCGUAAGCUCAUGUAAGCCUGUAGUUCAGGUCAGUUCCGACCCGCUUACGUAUCAAAACCAAUCAACAAAAAAAGUUUGAUGGGGGAGGGGGGUGACGCAGAUCAAAGGUUCCGAGCAAACCAGAAACUCAGGAAGGGUGGAGCCCCGCCGAACCGAGCCGCCCCUUCUCUUGUGUCGCCGCUGAUCCUUCCCAGCUGCUGAGUGAACGGACUCUAACGGCACACCAACUCUGCGCGCGCUCACCUGGCGGCCACCACUGUCCGCGCGCGUGACCCUGCGCUGAGGAGGAGGAGCCGCGGCGGCAGGAGUCGUCGGCAGUGCUCCUCACAUUCGGAGGCUCUCCGGCCAACAUGGAGCGGACGGGAAGUUUACUGCUGCGCGCCAGCCUCUGUCUUCUCGCGCUGGGACUCACGGGCACGCGAGCCCACACCUUUAAAGCCUGUCUAUCUGGCCAGUCCCCUGACUGUGUGCUGCUGCAGUCCAAAGAAGACGACUUUGACUGGGAAAAGGGAGACUCUGGGGACCGGACCACGAGCAGCUCCUGGAUUCCUGCAGGUUCCUCCUUCCUGUUUGUGAACACGUCAACCCGCUAUAGUGGGCAGCGUGCUCAGCUCCUGCUGCCACCCCUUAAAGAGAAUGAUACGCACUGUCUCAGCUUCUUGUUCUACCAAGCUGGGGGUCGCGAAGGUGUUGCACCUGCAACAUUAAACGUCUAUGUCAAAGAGAACAACAAUGCUUUGGGAAUUCCAGUUUUUAACUCGUCUGGUCCUGCCUACCACAUCUGGAAGGAGGUGGAGCUUGCUGUAUCCAUUUUUUGGCCCAAUCAGUAUCAGCUGGUGCUUGAGGCCGUCAGCACAGGACAAAAAGGAGUGUUGGCCAUCAAGGACAUCACACUGCAGGGACAUCAGUGCAUGAGCACUCCGCACUUCCUUCAUAUCAAAGGAGUGGAAGUGAAUGCUGGUCAGACAGCCUUGUUCCAAUGUACAGUCAAUGGACGACCACAGAGCAAUCUGCGGCUGUACCUGCAGGGAAUGGGGAGCCGUCAAGCUGUUGUCAAGGAAACCAAACCAGUGAACUCUCGCCGUUAUGUGGCUGCCUUUGACGUGGAAAACACAACAAAGGGCGAUUCUGGACACUACCGCUGCAUCGCCCAAUCAGAGCGAGGCGUAGGUGUGUCUUCUUACGCUGAGCUCACAGUCAAACAGCCCCCGGUGCCGAUCGCCCCGCCGCAGCUCACAGCUGUUGGUGCCACGUACCUGUGGAUCCAGCUCAAUGCAAACUCCAUCAAUGGAGACGGGCCCAUCGUUGAGAGAGAGGUGGAGUACCGGACAAUGGCAGGUACGCUGAUUGACACCACACCUGUGGAUAAGCCCACCCACAAGAUUGGACACCUUGACCCUGACACUGAGUAUGAGAUCAGUGUCCUGCUCACCAGACCCCUGGAAGGUGGUACAGGAAACCCUGGACCUGUGCUCAGAGCCAGGACAAAGUGUGCAGAUCCUUUGCAUGGCCCGCGUCAGCUGGAGGUAGUUGACAUUCAGUCCAAACAGGUGACUGUUCGCUGGGAGGCGUUUGGAUACAACGUGACUCGCUGUCACAGGUACAACCUGACCGUACAGUACCACUACAGGCCUCCAGGGGGCCCCAGCAGGGAGCCACUGAAGGAGGAGGCUCGAGUGGAGGUGGUGUAUGACACUUUGAGCAGUGUGCACACCAUACGAAACCUUCUGCCAUUCACUAACAUCAGCCUGAGACUUGUUCUGAACAACCCUGAGGGCCACAAGGAGAGUCCAGAGCUUCUUGUGCUGACUGACGAAGAUGUUCCCGGAGCCGUUCCUGUGGAAUCCAUCCAGGGCCGGAGCUAUGAGGAGCAGAUCAGUCUGAGCUGGAGGGAACCUCUGCAGACCUACGGCCUCAUCCGCCAGUACGAGAUUAACUACAAAGCUCUGAGUUCCUUCGACACCGAUUUUGACUUGUCCAAUCAAAGCAGCAAGAUCUUCAAGCCGGCCAAUGAGACAACUCACCUGUUUGGCGGGCUCUACCCAGGCUCCACCUAUUCCUUCACAAUAAGAGCAGCCACUGUGAAAGGCUUUGGCCCUCCAGUCAUUACACAGUUCACCACCAAGAUUUCAGCUCCGGUAAUGCCAGCUUACGAACUGGAUUCUCCUCAAAACCAGACGGAGACCACUGUCACAUUUCUCCUGAAACCCGCCAAGAGCCGUGGUGCUCCCAUCAGUAAGUACCAAGUGGUGGUUGAGGAGGAGCGCCCCCGCAGGCAGAGGAGGGGCACUGCAGAGAUCCUGCGCUGUUACCCAGUUCCUAUUCACUUCCAGAAUGCCACACUGCUCAACUCCCAGUACUACUUCAGUGCGGAGCUGCUGAUGAGUGAACUGCAGGCACCCCGGCCCUUCUGUGUUGGUGACAACAAGACUUACAAUGGUUACUGGAACGCUCCACUUCUGCCUCACAAGAGUUAUGGGAUCUACUAUCAGGCUGUGAGCACGGCUAAUGGGGAGACAAAGAUUGACUGUGUGCGUGUGGCCACCAAAGGUAAGCAGAGUUUGGCUGUUUCCUCUAGUUUUCACACAUGA